Molecule: messenger RNA, 1648 nt
Organism: Heterotrigona itama
Lineage: Eukaryota; Metazoa; Arthropoda; Insecta; Hymenoptera; Apidae
Source: the annotation of a GenBank genome assembly
AUGAACGUGAUGACGGAAGAGAGAGACGAGUACGCGCUAGAAGCGGAGGCGCGAAUGAAGGCUCCCCUCGAGUGGUACUCGUCGGCCAAAUGCAAGAUACUCGACCUGAAGGAGCCACAAUACGACGAAGCAUUACGUCUGAUCAAAGUCCACUUCUUUCGCGAGGAAGCCAUGUGCAAGGCAUCCUCGUUGCUGCAGGACCAAGCGUCCGUGAACGAUUACCUGGAGCUCGUAAGAACGUGGUUGAAGGACACGACGAGCCUGAUCGCCACCAGCGUUAAAUCUGGCCGUGUGAUUGGAGUAGCCGUCGCGCGAAUCAACAGCAGCCCUGAGAAAACUGACACUUACCAUCGUGUGCAGAUCAUCGAAGGAGCAACCUUGCGCAAGAUCAUGCAUUUGCUGAACACGUUGCUCAAGGGAACGAACGCGCACGAAACGUUCGGGCACGAGGAAUAUCUUUGCAUCUACGUUCUCUGCGUGCACCCGUCUUAUCAAGAGAAAGGCGUGGAAACUGCGCUUCUGAAUGCGUGCGUGCAACUAGCGGUGACCUUAAGAUUGCCAGCGAUCGGUGGUCUUUUCACCUGCGGUGCCAGCCAGGCAACAGCGCAGGUUACCGGCUUCAACCUUCUUUCGGAGAUCCGUUACAGCCAGUGGGUUAUCAACGAUCGAAUCGUGUUCGACGAUCCAGGAAAAGGGAACUACUCGGCCGCCUUCAUGGGCAAGUUGAUACCACCGGAAGAACGAUCGGACCAAUUGCAAGACAGAACGUCGUCCAUCGAUUCCGCACGCAAACAGGAAAGCUCGAUUUUAGUUUGGAAGUAGGAUCAUUCCGCGUGCAAGGUCAUAGUGGAACGUAGUACUCGCAAUUAUGAUGAAAUCAGAGUGCCGGAUUGCAUCGUUCCUCGGAAAUUAUUAUUGUUAGACGAUGACGCUCAAUUAAUAAUCCGAGAGGAUUAGACUGGAUGUUGCCAUUCUUUGCAACAAUCGAAAAGUAGCAGAAAUGAAUUAAGAAUCAUUGACGAUAUUAAUAAAUGAAACUUUUAUCAGUGUUGUGCAAUAAUAAUAUUACUGUGCAAGAUUUAGUAGCUUAAUGGGAUUGUAUUAAAAAUUCUGUAGUUUGCAAGUCCAGUGUUUCGAUCUAUCAGCUAGAAUUUCUACAUCUUCAUAUAUGCAUUUUGUAAGUUAAAUGAUAUAUAUAAAAAAAAAAUAGCUACGACUCCAAUUCUAAAAACGCAAUUAAAAGAAUUCGUAAAUUAAUCUUCUUAAUUAAUUUUUCUAACUUAAAUGAAAAUUCGUGAGAGUUGAAAUGUUAGCGCCACGUAGCGACGAAAUAGUAGAACUAAAAUCCAUUACGCUUUGACGUACAUUAUUGAGUUCCUUAUUUAUCACACCAUAUCUAUCUAUCUAUCCUCGUUAAAAAUUAAAUUCCUCUUUGUCUACGAAUGUACCGACAUCUAUUCAGUCUUAUAAAAAGUUACCAUGGAGAUACAAUAAAUUAUUAGUUACCAAGUUACAAACAAAUUUCCAAGAAGAUAUAUAACAGUAAGUAAGAAAUUAAUAAACAGUCGUCAGUCGUAAUUCAUCCAUUAAAUUCUGUAUCAUGUAAACGUUAAAAUAAAUUAUAAAAUUUUCAUUUGUAGUACGUUGA